Molecule: messenger RNA, 828 nt
Organism: Microthlaspi erraticum
Lineage: Eukaryota; Viridiplantae; Streptophyta; Magnoliopsida; Brassicales; Brassicaceae
Source: the annotation of a GenBank genome assembly
AUGGCGGAAGAGUACAAGAACGCUUCAGAGGACUUCAAGAACGUUCCCGAGCACGAGACCCCGAAGAUCGCAACCCCAGUGGAACCAUCGGAGCCGGCGGUAGAGGUUAAGGAGCGAGGAAUGUUCGAUUUCUUGAAGAAGAAGGAGGAAGUGAAACCUCAAGAGACGACGACGACGACCACGACAACUCCGCUAGAGUCGGAGUUCGCGCACAAGGCUCAGAUCUCUGAACCGGCGCCGUUUGUGGCGAAACACGAAGUAGAGGCAGAGAAGGAGCACAAGCCUACUCUCCUCGAGAAGCUUCACCAGAAGCACGAGGACGAAGAAGAGAACAAGCCUAAUCUCCUCGAGAAGCUUCACCGAUCCAACAGCUCCUCUUCCUCUUCAAGCGAGGAAGAAGGUGAAGACGGUGAGAAGAGGAAGAAGAACAAGGUGAAGAAGGACAAGAUCAUUGCAGAAGAUAAAAAAACAGAGGAAAAGAUGCAGGAGGAUAGGAAAGGAUUGAUGGAGCAGAUCAAGGAGAAGUUUCCACACGGAUCACAAAAAGAGGCUGGAGAAGUAGUUGUCACCACCGCGCCGGAGGUGACUGCAGAGCCAGAGCUGGAGCAUCCGGCGGAGAAGAAAGGAGUAGUGGAGAAGAUCAAGGAGAAGCUUCCAGGCCACAGCAAGAAACCAGAGGAUUCUCCGGUCGUCAACACGACGGCUGCAGUACCGGUGCCGGAGGAGGAGACGACGGAGAAGAAAGGGUUCCUUGAAAAGAUCAAGGAGAAGCUUCCAGGCCAUCACGCCAAGAGCACUACGGAGGAGGAAAAGAAGUCUGAUUACUAA